Messenger RNA from Fulvia fulva, 384 nucleotides. RefSeq lists its product as uncharacterized. NCBI's taxonomy places the organism in Eukaryota, Fungi, Ascomycota, Dothideomycetes, Mycosphaerellales, Mycosphaerellaceae. Bases 1 to 384 code for a protein of 127 amino acids. The record is from RefSeq and is a predicted model, not a curated record. The transcript has a single exon.
AUGACAGCCAUCAUGCCGACACUGCUCAACAUGGACAUCCUUAGCGCCAGUGCCGCCGUAUUCUUGUUCUUCAUGGCCAUCAAGUUCUUCAUCUACUUUUUCACAGGCUCCAAUUCGACGAGGAAAGCUCAACAUAGCUUACCGCUGGACUCAGAACAGACGACAUCGCCAGAUGUCUCCAAGGGCGACAGUGGCUCAGAGAGCAGCGAGGAUGACGACUUCGACGGACUCGCUCACUUGAGGGCAGCGCUGAGAAUGGUCGACCAGACCUUCGCUCCCAGAACAUCUUCCACAACGCACAAAAGCGACGAUUUCGAGGUGUUUGCGGACUUUGCUUCGGCCAGUCAACGACGAGCUAUGCAAGGAAUGGAGCGCGAGAAUUGA